AUGGUCCAACGUCCAGUUUCCAACGACGGACCAAUUGGCAGUGGUUGGAGCGAAGCUCUCUGGGGAGAGUUGCAGAAGCAGGAAGGAAGCAAGCUUGACGGCAAACCGAUCUUUCCGUGGCUUCCAGAAACGGCUCUCCGGAACCUGUUGUCCUUCGUGACUUUCCAGAAGCGUGCGCACUCCCCACGGGAAAUGCAGUGUCCAGGUUCUUUGUGGGUUGGGAGCUUUGUGACCCACGACGAGACCGCACCCAGUCCAACGGAUCAUCGUCCGAGAUACAGGCCUGUGGAAGAACUGAAAGUUUGGAACGCUUGCGAAUUUCCCGCCUGGGUUUAG
Messenger RNA from Morchella importuna, 336 nucleotides. RefSeq lists its product as uncharacterized. The record is from RefSeq and is a predicted model, not a curated record. Bases 1 to 336 code for a protein of 111 amino acids. Lineage: Eukaryota; Fungi; Ascomycota; Pezizomycetes; Pezizales; Morchellaceae. The transcript has 4 exons.